Messenger RNA from Aureobasidium vineae, 1149 nucleotides. Lineage: Eukaryota; Fungi; Ascomycota; Dothideomycetes; Dothideales; Saccotheciaceae. The record is from the annotation of a GenBank genome assembly.
AUGGGUGUUAAUGUGUUUGCUGUGCCUAGUAUGUCCAGUCAUGACCUAAAAGUGCUGAGAAGUAUACUGAUCCUGGUACANGUCUUCUUUAUUUGCUUCAGAGAAUGUCUUGAAUGUAGCAUCAUCGUUUCUGUCUUGCUGUCUUUUCUGAAGCAAACUCUUGGUCCUGAGCAUGACCCGGUUGUCUACAAGAAGCUGAGAGCUCAGAUUUGGUGGGGCAUUGGACUCGGCCUCUUGGUCUGUCUGAUCAUUGGCGGUGCAUUCAUUGGAGCAUUCUACGGAUUUGGCAAGGACCAUUUCGCUGCGACCGAAGAUAUCUGGGAAGGCGUCUUCGGCUUGAUUGCAUCGAUCAUCAUCUCAAUCAUGGGUGCCGCUCUCCUUCGAGUAUCAAAGCUACAAACCAAAUGGAGAGUCAAGCUGGCCAAGGCUCUGGAAGAAAAGGACCAAAACAAGGGCAAGGCGUCUACUCGUUUCAAGCGGUUCGCAGAAAAGUACGCCAUGUUCAUGCUUCCUUUCAUCACUGUCAUGAGAGAAGGCCUUGAAGCGGUCGUCUUCAUUGGAGGUGUCUCUCUUGGUCUCCCAGCUACGUCGUUUCCUCUGGCCGUCAUCACUGGUCUUGCAGCUGGCUGUUUGAUCGGGUAUCUGAUCUAUCGAGGCGGUAAUAUGGCAUCUCUGCAAAUCUUCCUCAUCGUCUCGACCUGUGUCCUCUACCUCGUUGCUGCUGGUCUCUUUUCCAAAGCCAUCUGGUUCUUCGAAAACCACACCUGGAGCAAACUCAUUGGUGGUGACGCCUCUGAGGUCGGGAGUGGCCCAGGAUCUUAUGACAUUACCAAAUCGGUCUGGCAUGUCAACUGCUGUAACCCAGAGAUCAACACUGGAGGAUUCGGUAUCUUCAAUGCCAUUCUAGGUUGGCAGAACUCUGCAACCUAUGGUUCGGUCCUUUCAUACAACUUUUACUGGAUUGCGGUAAUUGUUGCCUUCGUCUCCAUGCGCUACAAGGAGCAACAUGGCCACUGGCCCAUGAUGAAGGUCAGAUCGAAGCAAGUAGACAGUGAAAGUUCCAGCCAGGUCGGUGUGACGGAGACGGUGCAAAAGAAGGGCUUGGAUGAAGCUCGGACGACGACAGCGGUCAGAGAAAUUGAGGGGUGA